AUGCUACCACCCAUUCCCGUUCUUGCCGACUACGGCAUCAGUCCUACUCGCGGGUUUUUGCCUCAGAGAUUACCACUAACACGACUCCCGGAUCCUUACUACAACAAAUGGGAGGCCAUUGUCGCGAAUCUUCAGGCGCUAGUCCUGAGUCGCCGGUUGCGAGGCGUUGUCGAUCGUCUCCCGGUUCUGACUACAGAGGGUCUUGAACACGACGCCGAGUGGCGGCGCGCCUACUCUCUGCUUUGCUUCAUGCUCCAUGGAUACAUCUGGGGCGGCGACUCACCUGCCGACCGGGUGCCUCCGUCAAUCUCCAUUCCCUUGCUUGAGAUUUCCAACGCCCUUGAGCUUCCUCCGGUUGCUACAUACUCAGCCUUGUGUCUCUGGAACUUCAAGCCUCUGUUUGUGGAUGAGGACAUUGAUAACUUGGAAAACCUUGCCACCCUCAACACCUUUACCGGCUCUACCGAUGAGUCGUGGUUCUAUCUCGUGUCCGUGGCAAUCGAAGCCCGUGGCGCGCCCAUCAUUCCCCUUAUGCUCACUGCCAUGGCCGCCGCGCGCCACAACGAUGCCCCUACUGUUACUCGAUGUCUGCGGGCCUUUGCUGAGCGGCUAACAGAUCUCACCACUUUACUGCAAAGAAUGCAUGAAAGUUGUGACCCAACAGUAUUUUACCAUCGCAUCCGGCCUUUUCUUGCUGGGAGCAAGAACAUGGGUGAAGCUGGUCUACCCCACGGGGUUAUCUAUGAAGAUGGAAGUGGCAACGAGAUCUAUCAACAGUACAGUGGUGGGAGUAAUGCGCAGAGUAGCUUGAUCCAGUUCUUCGAUGUCGCACUGGGUAUUGAGCACCGCCCCACAGGCAAGCAACAGGACUCGUCUCCCGCUGCUGCUCGUGAACCGUCUCAGAGGCACAACUUCAUCCGCGAAAUGAGGCAGUAUAUGCCCGGCCCUCAUGCUCGGUUCCUAAACGAUGUGUCUUUAGUGUCAAACAUCAGAGAGUUCGUGCACGAUAACCAGCAGGAUUCUCAACUCAGCCUUGCAUACGAUGCCUGCCUCUCCAUGUUGAGCUCAUUCCGCGAUAAGCACAUCGCCAUCGUCACAAGAUACAUCAUUACCCCAUCACGGGAAGUCCGCGCCCGUAGUCGAUCCCGCAGUCCUGAGGUUACGAGACAGCGUCUCAAUCUCGCAGUCGCUUCGCGCAAGGAAUCGAACCGCGGUGACCAGAAAGGGACUGGCGGCACAGCCCUGAUUCCAUUCUUAAAGCAAGCACGUGAUGAGACCGGUGAGCCCGCAGUCGAGGACUGGGCCAGGCGUUUCAUGAAGCGACAAAUUAGAGCCGAAGGCCAGGGUGACUUCUUCAUGGGGAAGGGGGAUGAUGGACUCUCUCUCCAGUCAGAGGAUGUGGAGGUCAAGGGGCUAGCUGGUUCCUGGACAAUGGAUGAUGAAGUCGGUGGUAUAUGCCAAUAUUAG
Molecule: messenger RNA, 1467 nt
Organism: Clonostachys rhizophaga
Lineage: Eukaryota; Fungi; Ascomycota; Sordariomycetes; Hypocreales; Bionectriaceae
Source: the annotation of a GenBank genome assembly